AUGCUUGUGACUCUUCUCCCCCUUCUUGCCGGCUUGGCGGCCGCUUCUCCUCUGCAGCAGGACAUGGUCGUCAAGCAUGCCUUGCCCGCCGUGCCCAGCGGGUACGAGGUCAAGUCUGCCGCGCCAGCCAACCUCAAGAUCAACAUGCAGAUUGGUCUCAAGGAGCAGAACUUGGACAAGCUUCAGGAGCGUCUCCUCGCGAUGAGCAACCCCGACCAUGCCGACUAUGGCAAGCACAUGUCUCGUGAUGAAGUGGAGGCCCUCACUGCUCCUUCGGCGACGACUGUCUCUGCUGUCAACGAUUGGCUUGCCUCUCAUGGAGUUACUGCCGGCAAAAUCUCCAACGGCUUCAUGAACAUUCAAGUCACUACCUCACAAGCUCAAAAGAUGCUCGCCGCUGAGUACAAGGUUUACCACAGCGUCGAACGUAACCACACAACAGUUCGUACCACCGAAUACAGCUUACCAAAGAACAUUCAUGGAGAAAUCUCCACUAUCCAGCCCACGACGCUCUUCAGCAACAUGGGUCUCAUUCGUCCCAUGGUGACUCCUCUUUCAAAGGAAGCCUCUCAGAUCAAUGCGCGCGCUUCUUGUGGCAGCACCAUCACGCCAUCCUGCCUUCGAUCACUCUACAACAUAAACUACACGCCUCGCAAUGGCCAGACCGCCAUCGGUAUUGCCGGCUACCUCGGAGAGAUUGCCAGCCAGAGUGAUUUGAGCACCUUCCUCGGCGAAUACACCAGCAUUCCUCAAUCGACUGCUUUCUCUGUUGAACUGGUUAACGGUGGCUCCAACAGCGGCUAUGGCACCACCGAGGCCAACCUCGAUACCCAGUACGCUAUGGCACUAUCCUACCCCAUUAGCAACGUCUUCUACGAGACUGGUGGAAGCCCUCCCUUCAACCCCGACGACAGCACCCAGUCAAACACCAACGAGCCAUACCUUGAGUGGCUCAACUACCUCGCUGGAAAGAACAGCGUUCCUCAGACUAUGAGCUCGUCUUACGGUGACAAUGAGCAAACUGUCCCUCGCGACUAUGCUGACACUGUCUGCAACCAGUUUAUGAAACUUGGUGCUCGUGGUGUUAGUGUGCUCGUCAGCUCUGGUGACGGUGGUGUCGGCGGUGGCCAGCCUUCUCAGUGCUACAGCAACGACGGCUCCCAUCGCUACAUGUUCCUUCCUACCUUCCCUGCCUCUUGCCCAUGGGUUACCGCUGUUGGUGGCACCACUGGCACCAACCCUGAGCGUGCUGCUUCUCUCUCUAGCGGAGGUUUCUCCAACUACUACUCGGCUCCUGACUAUCAGAGCAACCAGACUGCCGCCUACGUCAAGAACCUCGGCAACACCUACAACGGAUACUACAACCCCAAGGGUCGCGGUAUUCCUGAUGUUGCUGCCCAGGCUAUCAACUACGGCAUUGUCAUCAACAACUUCAAUAGUGGUGUAUCUGGUACUAGCUGCUCUGCUCCGGCUUUCGCCAGCAUCAUUGCCCUGCUCAACGACUACCGCAUGUCCAAGGGCGGUGCUCCUCUGGGCUUCCUCAACCCCUUCCUCUACGGCAAGGGUGUUUCUGGCCUUGUUGACAUUACCUCUGGAAACAACCCUGGCUGCCAGACCAACGGCUUUUCCGCCGCGCGUGGUUGGGACCCCGUCACUGGCAUGGGAAGCCCCAACUUUGGUACUCUCAAGACCCUUGUUUAAAAGCAUUGAAGUGUAAAGCAGUUGGCUGCUACAAGGACAAAUAUGGAAGAGAAAAUAUCCGACGACCUCUGAUGGAAUUUGCAGCUUAUCAAGUACAUAGUAUAGCACAGUAAAAUAAGAACAAUCUUUCAGAA
Messenger RNA from [Torrubiella] hemipterigena, 1835 nucleotides. Lineage: Eukaryota; Fungi; Ascomycota; Sordariomycetes; Hypocreales; Clavicipitaceae. The record is from the annotation of a GenBank genome assembly.